UAUGUAUAACAGGAAACACUGUAUUGUUUAAGUUAUACUGGAUUUAUCCCGACAUAUUCAAUGUAACGACGAGUUUUCUUUUGAAAUAAAAAAAUACCUGCUUGAUUUAGAUUUGUCAACAAACUACCUGCGAUGGGUGAUGGUUCGAAAGAGAAUGACCACGAAAACAAUCAUUUGCGGAUAGCAAAUUUAGUUUUUAAAGUAGCCCCACCAGCAGUGAGGGAUUACUUCGACAAGCAGUUUAAUCCUGGUGGUCUUCAAACUGUUUUAAAUCAACACAGAUUCAAAAAAUUAAACUCUCUGAAAUCGAGGCGGAUUAUAAAUCAAAAUCAAUGGGAUUUAUUGUUUCCUUCAGUCGGUGCUGCAUCAUCGCUAUCAUUCGAUUUAACUCUUAUGAUUUGUUUGCUACGCAAUUUGGCUAACAUUAAAGUAGCAGACAAAUUACCCUGCGAUACAGAUGAAAGUAUUGAAGCCGAUUUGACAAGAAUCAAGUGCUAUCGGAACAGAAUUGCACAUUCCGAUUAUAAAAUAUUGUCAGAGGAAGAAUUCAAUAUCCAAUGGGACGCAAUUAGCUUGGCAAUCACUAGACUUGGAGGCGAGAGAUUUAAAGCGAUAUGCCGUGACCUCCAGAAUUACAAGCUUGAUAAGGAAGUAUUGGUAGAAAUAAGAAAUUUAAAUGUAAUGAGAAAUACUAUACCUAAAGGAUUGCAAGAAGUUCAUGAUGAAAAAAUUAAAGAAUGGAGAGACGAAGUUAAAGAUGUAGUUGAGACCACAGCUAUAAAAGCAUUAGAAGACAUGACUACUACAAAAAGCGUCAUUUUUGUUAUUGGUCCCUCGGGAUGUGGGAAGUCUACUUCUGUACACUACGUAACUUUAAUAUUACAUGAUACAAAGGACUAUGAUAUAUUACCGGCCUUUUUUCCAAAUGAUAUUAUCCAAUAUUAUAACCCAAAUAGUCAGCAGAUAUUCAUUUUCGAUGAUUUAUGUGGCAAAUAUUCUAUAGACGUGCAAACGCUCAACACAUGGAUUAAACUUUCGGGCGAUAUACAAAAGAUUCUCGUGCAGGGUAAAGUUAAAAUUUUCAUGACAUGUCGAUCACAUAUUUUUCAUGAUAAAAAGUUUCAAAGAUUUAAUUUAUCCGCAGAAAGAUUCGAUUUAGUGUGUGCUAAGUAUGCUUUAUCAGACGAAGAGAGAUACCUUAUUGCAGAAAAAUAUUUAUCUCCUGGGCAAAUGCAAACGUUAAAAGGACACAAAAACCUCAUACAGUUCGACUGUUUUCCGCUCUUAUGUAAGCUUUUCCUAUCUAAAAAAACUUGUGGUAUUGUGAAGUUCUUUUCUGGUCCGGUAGAACUAUUAAAAGAUGAUUUACUGUAUCUGAUGAAAGAAGAUGACCAGACAACCAUCGCAACACUGUCUCUGUUUGUUUUAUUCAAUAACUGUAUUCUAGAGACGGACUUUAUUCCAGCAAAGGAUUUUUCUCCUCGUAAUAAAGCAAUGAACGAUAUUUUGAAUCACCUUUCUAACACAUAUAUAACAACCCAACAUCUGUCCUUUGCAGUUGUGAGGAAUCAGAUUGAGAGUCUAAAAAACUCGUAUAUAAAGAAAACUGGACAUGAAUAUCGCAUUAUUCAUGAUAAAUUAUUUGAUAUUUUGGCCUCGUUUUGCGGAGAGCACAUGGAAGACCUUCUGCUGGACUUUUGCCCACCCGAAUUUAUUCGUGAUCGAUUUCAAUUUGAAUCAAUAGAAGAAGAUAUGGAUGAAUGUAUCAUUAAGAUAAAAAAGAAUCGAGAAAAUCAAUAUUUUGAUCGUCUUUAUGAAGACAUAAUCAGUGGAUUUGGAUCCAAUGUAUUUACAAAUAGACAGUUGCAAUUCGAAUCAUUCCGUUGCAAAUUUGUUGAAAAUAUACAGCAACGAAUAAACUUAAAAGAAACAUCAAUUUUCUUUACGGGAGAAUCUCCGUUUCUAGAUGUUGUUAAGAAAGGACAUUACGAUAUCGCUGAAAUGCUUUUAAAAUUUAACCUCGACGUAAACGUUCGUGAUAAAAUGGGAAGAACGCCUCUCUAUUUAGCCGCAGAAGAAGGCCAUACUAACAUGGUAAAAUUAUUGGUUGCUCAUGACUGUGACCCACAUAUAAGUCGGAAGGAUUAUUGGCACAAAGGUGAGACACCCAUCUAUAUAGCUUCAUCAAAAGGCUAUUUAGAUAUUGUGAAGAUGCUUUUCAAAACAAAGCCGGAUUGCUUCCGAUGUAGGCAGGAUGACUUUUUGGCAGGUAGAACACCACUGCACGAGGCAACUUAUAAUAACAAUUUAGAAAUUGUUAAAUUUUUCAUGAAAAAAGCGUGUGAUCCUAACAUCAUAAAUGAGAAUAACGAAUCGCCAUUAUGGCUUGCUUCGAAAGAAGGUCAUUUCGAUAUGGUCAAUGUAUUGUUAUAUAAUAAAGCCAACCCUAAUUUGCAUACAAAGAAGAAUGGAACACCACUCUCAAUAGCUUCUUGGUAUGGUUGGACAAAUAUUGUGCAAAUAUUGCUUGAACGUGGAGCAGAUCCAAAUAUCGUUAAUUCUAAAAAGUGUUCACCGUUAUUCUAUGCUGCCCGUGAAGGUCAAGUAGAAAUUGUUACACAUUUACUGACGCAUGGAGCAAAAAUUAAUGCUGUAACACAAUAUUUUAAAUCACCACUUUUCAUAGCUGCGCAUCAAGGUAAAUUUAAAGUUGUUGAAAUUCUCAUAGAAAACAAAGUUGACGUAAAUAUUUGUAAUGAUGAGAAUGAAUCUCCUUUAUUUACAGCUGCAAGUAGGGGCAAAUUUGAAAUUGUAAACCUGCUAUUACGUAAUGGUGCAAAACAGAAUAUUCGAACAACAUACAACAGAACCGCAUUGAGUAUCGCUCGCGAGAAAAGGCACCUUGAAAUAGUUGAACGUCUUAGUGAGCGUAAUGUACAAUGUUUAAACAGGGCGCGCGUGCCUCGUGCUAUCGAAGGACAAAUAAGUUCAACAGGUACAACGAUUACAAGACAGACCUCCAUGCCCCAACUAAUUUCACAUACAAACGUUACUAUGCAGGGAGCCUGCUCUAUUAUGUGAAUAUCAUAUGAAGUAAAAUAGGCUUUUUAAUCACAGUUUUAAAUGAUUUUGACUUUUUUGAAUCAUAGAUACAAAAUCCAAAAAUAGACUUUUCGUUGGAAAUUUAUAGCAAUUCCUAUCUUUGAUUAAAAUAUCAUUAGCAGUA
This is a messenger RNA of Mytilus trossulus (common blue mussel), 3226 nucleotides long. RefSeq lists its product as uncharacterized. Lineage: Eukaryota; Metazoa; Mollusca; Bivalvia; Mytilida; Mytilidae. Gene Ontology annotation, biological process: regulation of cardiac muscle contraction; protein localization to T-tubule. Gene Ontology annotation, cellular component: T-tubule. Gene Ontology annotation, molecular function: protein binding. Bases 133 to 3081 code for a protein of 982 amino acids. The record is from RefSeq and is a predicted model, not a curated record. The transcript has 5 exons.